Molecule: messenger RNA, 1344 nt
Organism: Monascus purpureus
Lineage: Eukaryota; Fungi; Ascomycota; Eurotiomycetes; Eurotiales; Aspergillaceae
Source: the annotation of a GenBank genome assembly
AUGGCUAUCUUUGAUUUCUAUGUCAAUAAGAUGUGUCCUCACUGUCGCUUCGCAGACGGCUAUCAGAAACGAUACCGACAGGUGAUUAUACCCAUCACUCUUGUGUCACCGCUAGUGCUUCUAUCGGUUCUAGCAGUUGCAGCGAACCAACUGAAGUACUCCAGGGAGGGCUUUGGCCUUACGGCGUUACGAUAUCAAACAGCAACAUUGAGAGCCCUGUCGCACGUGAUCGGCUCAGUCAACAGCGCGACUCAAUCUCAAUUGAACGUGUCAAUGUCGAAGACGGAGAUUCUCAGCGCUAUUUGGAUGCUUUGCUUCUUUGAAUUCGGCAACGAUAACACAUGCAAGCCCGGCCUGUCGCCGCCGGCUUGGCGAGUUCACCUCGAAGGAGCGAGGAGGAUUCUGGAGCUACCUGCCUCGGCCUUUGGAGGACUGUCCUCGUGGAGCUGUGACCCUGGGGUUGUUACAUUUCUAGCGGGAUUCCUUGCCUCGCGGAGCGUCCUAGCUUAUACGACUGUCGUCGACCCUUCAGAUGAAGAAGCACUUUACUGCGGGGGAUCGUACUGGCUUAGUAAAAUCGGUCGCCCAUCUCAGGAGAUCGAGAACUACACGAAUUGCUCAAACGAGCUUCUGGGAAUCAUUCUAGAAACCUGCCAUCGCAUCCGUCAGAGAAAGAGAGCCCGUACUUCUCUACCCCUACACGAGGAUGAAGAAGCGCUGAGGGACUGGAGACGGCAGACGGAAAACCGGUUAUUGCAUAUAGCCCAAGUCCCUCCACGAGCUCUCAGCUUGGAACCUUGUUCACCUUCACUUCCACUCUUGUCGGUAUCACCGGCCUCACAGACUUCUACUACUACUACUGCCACAGAGUAUCCUCCCUCGUUACCAACGGUCUACCGGAUAGCAGAAGCAUUCCGCCACGCAGCGCUGAUCCUGUUACAGUACCUCAACCCGAAUGUCCUGGUAGAAGACAACCCGGCAGUCAGAGACAGUGUGCGGACGAUUCUCGAUCUCAUGAGCGCGGCCGUCCCCGUACCCCCGCGAGGAAAGAGCGGAAGGUCCAUUUUCCUGUGGCCGUUUUUCAUUGCAUCCUGUCAUGUGCAGACGGAUGAGGACCGGAUGCUUGUGCUGCGGAAGUUUCAGGAUCUGGAAUGUGCCGUGGCAUCUGUGUCCAACGAUACCGUGGCUCCUUGUCUGCGUGAUGUGGUGGAGAAUGUGUGGAAGCAGCAGGAUUUACGGAAGGAUUGUGUGCGUGGGAAAUACCACUUGUUCAGCAGUGAGGACUGGUGUUUUGAAUGGGAGCGAGCGAUGAGAGUGCUUGGGUAUGCGAUCGAUUGGACAUAG